UCGAAGCGUGCAGUUGGUUCACGUCAGGCAUUUGUCCGAGAAUUGUUAGCUUUCAGUGUUAUUCUGCUUUAAAUUAAAAGAUAAACCCCGAAUAGAUAUAAACAGGUUUUCUCUCGAAGAGAAUGACAAUAUUUUAUUAAGUUUUUCAGUUUUAGGAAAAAAAUUUCAACUAUCGCUUAACAGUGACUUACAGUAUAGUGCACAGUGAGUGGAAACAGUCAGCAAAAAAAGGUUUGCUGUUUUUUUUAUUCAUGCUGGGGGAGCGAAUAUUUUAUACAUGCAAUAACAGCACGGUACAUCGUGUGAGAAAAAGAGCGAAUUGUACGAUUGAAGAGAGCGAUUCAUUUUCGUGCGUUUUGCUAAUCAACACUACUAGUGAGCGGAGAGAAACAGAUUGGAUCACAGCAUUGGUGCCAUCGAGCAACGGCUAGCCGCGCAUAUAUUCAUCAUCACUGAGUGUUCUGGCGGUAAUCGGUAUUGUCACAAGCGGUGUUUACGCGCAUCACCGACAAGAGAGCGCCUAAUAACGACCACAUAUCUAAACGCUUCACUUCAUCAUCAUCGUUGUCCAAAAUUGGUGAAUGGAGGGACUUGGGGUGGUAGUGUCGCAAGGUACGGACGAAACAGCGACAGGAGAAGGUGGUGGAGCAGCAAAGAUAUGUGUAGUAGAACAUCAUGCUUUUGCAGCCGUUCGCGGCGAAGGGAAUAAUGUAAGAAAGGUGGAUGGUGCGAGCCAAAAUCAGCAGCAAUCGCGGUCACAUGGCAAUAAAAAGCAGAACAAGCAUUUUUCGCGGCAUCAAAAUAAAAAUAAGAAAUGGAAGUUAAACAAGUUCAGAAGGAAUCAAAAGGACUGCAGUGGAAAGAAAAAAGACAUCCAGAAGAGCUCCGAUUGUCCUUUAGGUAGUGGCAAAGGGGACGACAAACAAAACCAAUCCAGUGGUAAUGUGGACAUAAAAAUUCAACAGAGUGGCGGGAAGAGUAAACAUUCUAACAAAAAUCCCAACAGUUUGAUGCAGGUUAGGACAAAACGGUUACAGGCUGUAUCUAAAUUUUUCUUGCCAGAAAAACGGCCUCGGAAGGAUUGCAUUAUUCCUCCGACGAAGUUUCUGUUAGGAGGAAAUAUUUCCGAUCCGUUGAAUUUGAACAGCUUGCAAAACGAAUCAGAAAAUGCUGUUACACCGAAGUCAUCUCCAAUUCCGACACCCCCACACUACAAGAAUAAAAUCGAAGUCAUAAUACCGCCAAAUAUCAACGAUCCUCUCCACCUGUUGGAUCCAGUAGAUUCUGUAGAAUACGAAAUGCAACUCUGCUCUCCGAUGAAGAAAAAACAGAGGGCCAGAAACAAACGUAAACGAAAAUCUAAAUCCGACAAAAAUAAUCAAAGCUGGGAUAGCAGCACAGGUAACAUCAGUGGGCCGUUGGGUACAAGUCUUUCAGAAACGGAGGCUACUACUGCGGAGGAGGCUCAAGUGGAAGCACCAACUGGGACUAGCAGUAAAGACAUUGACCACACAUUGGAGAGUGGUAAUACUGGCGAUCGCGAUCGAACCAGCCGGAACUUAAAACUGGACUUGGAAAUUUGCAGAAAGCGUAAAGUAAGCGAAAGUACAUGUACAAGUAAGAAUAAAGUGCGACGUAUGGAUUCUAUGGAUAAAAUUGUUAGUCCGGUUGUACCACAGCCUGGUGCUUGGAAACGUGGUCAUUGGCCAACACUACCUGUCGGUGGACGUAAUCGCACAAGAACACAAUCCUGCACUUCUAAUAGUGAUGAUCCACCAACCAAACAAGGUGUUACAGACUUAGACGUGAGUACGGAAUUAAUUCAUUCGUCUGAGAUUUCCCAUCUACAAACAAAUGAAGAGCACUCUAAAGAUCCUGCUCCGGAACCAAGUGGCAAAACCAAAUCUCAAGAAGACACAAAGUAUCAUUAUGGUAACUACGAUCGGUACUAUGGGUACCGAAAUUUAAACGAGUUCAUUGAUGUUCGAUUAAAGGUGUUCCUGCGAAAUCCGUACCUUUUUCGCGACAAGGAUGUUCUUGAUAUUGGAUGCAAUGUCGGUUUGAUGACAAUUGCCGUAGCAAAAAUGCUGCAUACGAAAAGUAUUACGGGUAUUGACAUCGACAGCAAAUUAAUUGGCAAAGCUCGUCGAAAUUUGACAACACACGUUAGAGUCCCUCAAGAACAUAUUAAAAUCAAGAAAGAAAGUCACAAAGCUCAUAAAGACUCUAAGCCUCCUCCGACAGAUGAAGAACAAAUAAUCCCAGACAAAAAUGUACAAACCCAGCAAUCUGUCGCAGAAUCUUCCAAAAAGUUGAGACAGAAAGUCAAACAAAGUCAUCGACGCAAGUUCAUUGGAAAUCGGUAUGGACACGGACAUGGGAAACACCAUCAUAACCAGCAGCAGAAGAAGGAUCAUAGGAAAGGAAAAGCGGAAUAUUUUCCGAUUUCGUUUCCGCUUUCAUUGAGCAACCUUGGAGCGAGGAAGUGUCGAUUGGAUUUAGUUUCACCGGACCGAUUUUUCCCAAACAACGUUACAUUCAGAACGAUGAAUUACGUCUUGAAGGACGAAUCGCUAAUUACCUACGACACCCAACAGUACGAUUUAAUAUUGUGUUUAUCUGUCACCAAAUGGAUCCAUCUUAAUUUCGGUGACAGUGGGUUAAAAACUGCGUUCAAACGAAUGUUCAACCAUUUGCGACCAGGUGGGAAACUAAUUCUGGAAGCUCAGAAUUGGGCUAGCUACAAAAAGAAGAAAAAACUUACUGAUACUAUCUUUGAAAACUACAGAAACAUUGAGUUUUUCCCUAAUAGAUUUCAUGAUUUUCUGCUAAGUCCUGAAGUGGGUUUCAGUCACAGUUAUCCGCUCGGUAUACCUCGACAUUUGAGCAAAGGAUUCCGGCGACCAAUUCAGCUUUACAUCAAAGGCGAUUUCACACCGAGCCAGGCACAAUGGAGUGAUACGUACAAUCCUCAAACACCAUACGUAAAUCAUCGAAAUAUCUAUUCGGACAUUGCGACCCCAACAAGGAACAAUUGCAUAUGGGGGUCAACAACGCCAUACCAACCGAGUUACAGUACCCGUUGUACACCUUCACACGAAUUCAUGGCUACAUCACCCUAUUACAAUCCCCGGCAAACGGACAGUUAUCAACCGAGCUACGGUGCUGGAACUCGCCGUGGUAGUUACUGUUUUGCUUCACCACUUUACUCGACAACCUGGUCGCCACCAUCAGACUUGUGUCACAGGCGGUCCGCAUCCAACACCCCCAAUUCGGCCAGUAUUAGGAGCGCGGAAAACGAUGAAAAUUUCAACGCACAACAAAACCGGCCACACGUUUAUCCACCCAUGGAAGUAUUCCCGUUGGAAACUUCGGGACGUUCAGUAGCAUCUGGUAGCGUUCGACAGACGGACUCCGAUUCUGAACCGUCUUCGAACUCGGCUUCACAAACACCAACUAGACCACAAUUUGAUAUGGACCAAUCGUCAAACUCACCCAGUACGACGAACUCCCAGCCGGACAAGUAGAGCAAAGUGCAGGUUUGAUUUUCUUCGCAAUGUAUUUUAUUCUGUGAUUAAAUAUUCAUUUUGGCACAUUGUCCCAAAUCUUUAACUAUUCAUUCAUGCGAUACUAGUCCGUUUGCUUUGUAGAAUGCAGUUUCUGAAGUUGCACAGAAUAAGUAAUUGUAAAGGCAAGGAAAUUUGCCUUGUCUAUAUAAGAUUUUAUUUUGUAUCUCAGGUAACUGCUUUAGUCUAUUAUAAGGCACAUUUGUAAAUAGUCUGUAAGAGGAUUGCAAAUCUUGUCGACUAAUAAGAAUAUAGAGUAAACUGCCCAUAAAAGUACAAUAGAACCGUUAUUACCGUAGACAAUCUAUGUGGAAUGGAAAUCUUUGCACUUCUAUGCAGUUUGUUACUUGUGCCAA
Molecule: messenger RNA, 3922 nt
Organism: Malaya genurostris
Lineage: Eukaryota; Metazoa; Arthropoda; Insecta; Diptera; Culicidae
Gene: bin3
Product: 7SK snRNA methylphosphate capping enzyme bin3
Exons: 5
Coding region: 582-3527 (981 amino acids)
Biological process (GO): snRNA modification
Molecular function (GO): RNA methyltransferase activity; O-methyltransferase activity; snRNA binding
Source: RefSeq, a predicted model, not a curated record